Mytilinidion resinicola is the source of this 1224-nucleotide messenger RNA. RefSeq lists its product as uncharacterized. The transcript has a single exon. The annotation marks the transcript as partial. The record is from RefSeq and is a predicted model, not a curated record. Lineage: Eukaryota; Fungi; Ascomycota; Dothideomycetes; Mytilinidiales; Mytilinidiaceae.
AUGCCUCCAAUUCCUAUCAAGCAGCUAAAGCGCGAUGGUUCGAACAUCAAGCAAUGGCAGAUGCAGUUGAAUGCAUAUGCAGAUAGCAAAGAUUACACCGAAUGGCUCACAACAAGCAAUUACCCUGCAUGUGCGGUUGUACAACAGGUAGAUGCCCAGGGGAACCCGAUUCCAUUCACAACAGAAGAACAGACUGCAAUUAAUUCAUAUAAAGCGGCCUUUAGCAUAUGGCGAAAAGCCGAUGGCGAACUACGGGGUGCAAUUUUGAACACAGUUGAUCCCUUCUUCCUAGAUCAAUUGGAAGGAUGUUCCAGCGCACGGCACAUGGUACAACAUCUAGUUGGGCUAUAUGCACAACUUGGAAUUUCAACGGUAAUAUCCUGUUGGAAACAGUUCGUUGACUACCGAUACGACGGCUCAUUGAAAAUCGUCGAUUUCUGUGGCAAUUGGACGACGUAUUACAAAGACCUUAAUAGACACGAGAUUGGGGUUUCAGAAACAGUGGCUGUGCUACAAUUCCUCAUUGCUAUCGAAGCAUACGACCCGGAUUUCACACGGCGGCAACGCGAACGCAUUCGCAAAAGGGAAAGACUAGAGGUCUUUACCCUUAUCACCGAGAUAUGCGACGAAUCUAUUGCCAAAAACCAAGAAGUAGUGCUGGCAGCAGCAUUCAAAGCACCCCGUGCUAAAGCAAACACUACAAAAUCGAACAAAUGUUCGGAGUGCAAAAGGAAGCAUCCAGGCGGUCCCGAAAAAUGCUGGAAAACCCACCCAGAGCUGCGGCCAGAAUGGUGGAAGGACCCAGCUGAACAAGAGGUUUCGAAGAAGGCCAACGCGGCUAUUGUGCAGAAACGGGAUGAAUCCGACUAUUCAAAAUUCUGUAUGACAGCUGCCGCGCAUACUACCAAUUCGUAUGCAGGCCCUACGGCCGAUUCGUAUACAGGGCCUACGGCCGAUGCAGCAAAUACGGCCAGAACAAUCGACGCCGGCCUCAGCCAAAAACUGAUGUCAUUUGCAAGCGAUCGAACGUUACGAAAGACCUGGAUUCUGGAUACGGGAUCUACUGUGCAUAUAUGCAACGACAGAACCCGCUUUACAACACUAAAAAAAAGCACCAACCUCAUCACAACGGGCGGUGCUGAUGUCAAGAUUCUUGGCUACGGCACUGUUAGCCUAUACGUGCUACGACAAGAUGGCACCGUGAUGGAACUUGAGGUUUCAAAU